GAUUCGCCGCAACUUGACAACUGCGGCGCAAUACAAUCUGCAGUGAAGAAACACGGCUCAAAGGACUCGCUGUCAGCAGCAAGCUCUGUGCUCGCCAGGCGCGAGCCUCGUUUUGUCCGACUCUUGAACUCGUCCUUGUCCUUUGUCUUUUGAUUACCUGCAUUUUCCGCCAUCGGCCACAAAUCGCCAAGAUGAUGUUAGACGAGAAAUACAUUGGGCUGGGGCUAGCCAUUUCGUCCAGUUUGGCGAUCGGUACGAGUUUCGUGAUUACGAAAAAGGGUUUGAUACAAGCGGAAGAGAAGCAUGGCUUUUCUGGUGAAGGUUUCGUCUAUCUAAAGAGCCCAAUAUGGUGGGCUGGCAUCAUUACCAUGGUCAUCGGAGAGAUUUGCAACUUCGCCGCAUACGCCUUCGCCCCGGCUAUCCUCGUUACUCCAUUAGGAGCGCUGUCGGUCCUGAUCGGCGCUGUUUUGGGAUCCUAUUUCUUGAAGGAGGAGCUGGGCGUGCUGGGCAAGCUCGGAUGCGCCAUUUGUCUCCUGGGCGCCAUCGUUAUCGUCCUCCAUGCCCCUCCCGACGAAGACAUUCAGACCAUUGACGAGAUCUUGCAAUAUGCCAUACAGCCUGGUUUCCUCCUAUACUGCAUGGCAGUGACUAUCUUUGCGACCAUCAUGAUCUACAAGGUAGCGCCUGUCCAUGGCAAGAAGAACCCAUUGAUCUACUUGUCCAUCUGCUCGACCGUCGGCUCUGUCUCUGUCAUGUCGGUCAAGGCUUUCGGCAUUGCCCUGAAGCUUACCUUUGCCGGCAAGAACCAAUUUACGCACUCGUCGACCUAUGUCUUCAUGAUCUUGACGACGGUCUGCAUUCUCACGCAGAUGAACUACUUUAACAAGGCUCUCAGCCAGUUCUCAACCCAGAUUGUUAACCCGCUGUACUACGUCACCUUCACUACCGCCACUCUUUGCGCGUCCUUUAUCCUGUUCUCUGGCUUCAACACGACCGAUCCGACCAACACAAUCUCUCUCCUCUGCGGCUUCCUCGUGACUUUUACGGGCGUCUACUUGCUCAACCUCUCGAGACAAGAUCCCAACGGAAUCAGGAUGCUUGCUGGCCAGCACUCGGAUGUAGGAGGAACCGACAUGGUUUCCAGCAUCCAAACACGGCUCAGCAUGCAAGCACGACGGAGCAGCGUCGGUAGCCGUGGCCACACAGACCGCGAUGGCUUGAUGCGGGCAUAUGAUGAAGAGGCUGCCAAUGGCGGGUAUGACCUUGACGACCUCGCUGAGGACAGCGACGAUGAAUCGAAGGGACAAAAUGGCCACACACCGGUGAAUGCGACACGCCGUUGAUUGGGGCGAGCAUGGUUAAAAAAGACAUAGGGUUAUCUCAACUGUUAGUGCCCGCCAUCGGAGUACUCGAACAAGGUACAUACCAGAGCGAAAGAUGGCACGUCUCAAUACGCCUAUGCAUCGUAACUCCGCCUCUGGGCAUGUGUCGCUUCAAUUCUCGAAUAUUUCUCAGGCUGGUCUUGGGUACACCGUUAAGAAUAAGGCAUGCGAAGGGGGCUACAAAGCUGAGCUCGCUCACAUAUGCCCUUGCAGCGGGCGCAAUGGGCGCCGCUGGCUCACGCCGCGCAUGAUGACUUGAUUGGAGUUAUUGGGCUGUGGUUGAUGCAAUGGUUGGAGUCCGGCGUCAAAGCUUGAAGCAGCGAAAUGAGCAUUUCGAGGGCAUGCCGGGCCGCGCGAGCGGCUUGAUUGACUAACUUGGUCCACU
Molecule: messenger RNA, 1767 nt
Organism: Microdochium trichocladiopsis
Lineage: Eukaryota; Fungi; Ascomycota; Sordariomycetes; Xylariales; Microdochiaceae
Product: magnesium transporter NIPA-domain-containing protein
Exons: 7
Coding region: 192-1343 (383 amino acids)
Biological process (GO): magnesium ion transport
Cellular component (GO): membrane
Molecular function (GO): magnesium ion transmembrane transporter activity
Source: RefSeq, a predicted model, not a curated record